This is a messenger RNA of Closterium sp. Yama58-4, 1491 nucleotides long. Lineage: Eukaryota; Viridiplantae; Streptophyta; Zygnematophyceae; Desmidiales; Closteriaceae. The record is from the annotation of a GenBank genome assembly.
AUGGCGUCAGCGACGGUUGUCCUUGGAGCGACGGGCCUUUCCUCUCCAACCCUAGCGAUUUCGUCCAAGCCUCCACGCAUUCAGGCGACUCGUGGAAAUUCGCCACGUGUCGCUGUUUCCAGAGCCCAUCCAGGAUGUGGCUUGAUUCCACCGCUCUCUUCAUCAAACUGGUCAACAAGUCAACGCCUGCCUCAGUCAACGUCUCGGAGUCAACGGCAAGUCCGCCCAAAAAGGCGGGUCCGCGAGCGCGGGCCUGCCGUCGUCCGUGCUGCUAGCAGUAACGAUGAAGCGGCAUUGGAGGCCUCGACAUUGCCGACGUCGCCAUUUGCCUCCGCGACUCCGCUUACAGCCAAUGCUACUCCCGUCGCCACUGCCAUUCCCGCCGCACAAUCCGCCUUGAUCCCCGCCGCUCAACCGCAGGCCCAACCCUCCGCAACUUCGCUCUCCAACCAUUUCAACUUAUUCCUCCUAAAGUUCAUCCCACUCUUAACAAACCUAAGGUCCCUCAGUCGAGACGCGCUGGCCUCUCUUCUCGCUCCCCUCCGCUCGCUCAACCUCCCCUCGUUACAGUCACAACUCGCGUCCGUUACAGUCAAGCCCGCGUUUCUCACCUUCGCCGUCUGCCUGCUCCUCGCCGCGUCGCUCCCCGGCGUCGCGCACGCCGCGAAAUCCGGCGGACGCGUCGGCGGAAGCGCCUUCUCGUCGUCCUCCUCUUCCUCCUCCUCACGCUCUCGCUCGCAAUCGCGCUCCGGCCCGUCGCAAUCUUAUUCCUACUCGAACCCCUCGUCGUCCUCCUCGUACCAAUCCCGCCAUUAUUCCGCCAAUCCCUCGCGCAACUUCUUCUUUGCGCCAUCCGCGCCCUUCUUUGCGCCUUCCCCCUUCUUCGGGGGGUGGGGAGGCGGAUGGGGCUGGGGAUGGUCCCCCUUUGCCCCGCGCCCCGCCGUGACGAUUAACGUCGGCGGAAGGGGCGGCGGAGGGGGCGCGUUCGGGACUGUAUUUAAUCUCCUGGUGUUUGGGAUGGUGACUUUCGCUUUAGUGCAAACAAUUCGGGGGUUUCUGGGGCAGUGGGAAGAAGACAGGGAGCUGGAAGAUGCGGAGCGGUGCAGUGUGGUGCAACUACAGGUUGGGUUGCUGGGGGCAGCGCGAAGGCUUCAAGCUGACUUGGAGAGAAUAGCGGAUAGGGCCGACGUGACAUCCCAAGAUGGGCUGCAUUACCUGCUGCAAGAGACCAUUCUUGCUCUCCUGCGACAUCCCGACUACUGCGUCUAUGGCUUCUCCUCUUCCGCUACUUACCGCGAUGCCACAGCCGGAGAGACAGCGUUCAACCGGGCGAGCAUGGAGGAGCGGAGAAAGUUCCAGGAAGAAACGGUGGUGAACGUGGGGGGCGACGAGUUGCAGGGUGUGGAAGUGCUGUGGACGCCCCAAGAUCCCUCUGACUCGUUGACAGCACAUGACAUACUGAGUGACUAUCCUUCCAUGCGCAUGCUAUAA